AUGGUAAAUACUGCACAAAAAACUGCAAAGGAGGGAACUGCCAAGGAACGUGCAACUGUGGAUGUGGAGGAGGAAAAUGCGAUCCCAAAGCCUGCAAAAAAGCCGACUGCCAAUGCUGUAAAGAGAGGGAAGGGUAAAUGGCCUACUGACCAGUACUAUCUGAAAAGAAUCUAG
This is a messenger RNA of Theileria equi strain WA, 174 nucleotides long. RefSeq lists its product as hypothetical. NCBI's taxonomy places the organism in Eukaryota, Apicomplexa, Aconoidasida, Piroplasmida, Theileriidae. The transcript has 2 exons. The coding region runs from base 1 to 174 and encodes 57 amino acids. The record is from RefSeq and is a predicted model, not a curated record.